Molecule: messenger RNA, 5619 nt
Organism: Prorocentrum cordatum
Lineage: Eukaryota; Dinophyceae; Prorocentrales; Prorocentraceae
Source: the annotation of a GenBank genome assembly
AUGCCCGUCCUGCUGCUGCUCCUGAAGGGCCUGAUGCCUCUCAUGGAAGAGCUCAAAGAUCUGUUCGACUUUGGAAAGAGCAAUGGUUUCUCCCAGCUUCAAGGGGCCAUCAGAGAGCUCGCCAAGACAGCGGUGUUCCUGAUGGCCAUGACGAACGAUGGACGAAUGAUCUCGUGGAGCAAGGGUAUGCGCCCAUUCGGGUGUCCGGCGGCGCGGGCUGCGGCCGCCCCGGCCCGCUCGACUCCCGAAUUCGGGGGCGAGCUGAGCCCGCCGCCGGCCGAGUGGCCCGCGGCGGGCGCUGCGGCUCCGCAGGCUGCGGAGCCUGGAGGCGCCGAGGAGCCGGCGCAGCUGACGGGCAGCGCUGUGGGCUGGACCCUGGCGCGGCGCCCGCGCCCCUCGCUGGGGCCCGAGAGGUGGGCCCCGCGCGCGCCGCUGGCGUACCUGUGGCUGCCGCCGGUGCAGCUGCGCGAAAGAUGCCGCCCGAGGGGCGAGCGGGGGCGGCCGGUGGGCGGGGGGCACGCGGGCGCGGGCGCGGGCGCGGCGGCCCUGGGCGUGGGGCUGCGGCUGGUGCUGGCGCUCGCGGGCGAGGUGCUGCCGCUGCCGCCGCCGCGCCGAAGCGCGGCGCCGCCAGCAGCGCCCGCGGCGGCCGCGCGGAGGCGAGCAGGCGGCGCUGGCCUCAACCCCGCCGCGGUGGCAGCUGCCCAGGCGGGCGGAGGCAACCCCCAGGAGCUGGCGGCGGGGCUCGCGCAGAUGGCCAGGGGGCUCGGCGUCGGCUUCGACCAGCAGCGGAUCGCCGCCGCCCUGCAUGCCAUGCAGGCCGGGGCCGCGCCCGCCGCUGGGGCCCCCGCCCAGCUCGGGCUUGGGGCUCAGCUCGCUGGAGCCCUCGCUGCCCCAGGGCCCCAGGCCGCAGGCGGAGCAGCUGCAGGCGUCGUGGCCGCCGACGGGCCGUUGCUCGGCAAGGGUCUGCAGCCGCACGUGCUGGCGCAGGCGGCGCUGACGACGGGCAGCAUCAUCGAGGUGCCGACGCACGACGACGCGCUGGCGGUGCUGAAGCUGGGGGCAAUCUGGGCUGCGGACGCCCUCGGCACGUUCGCCACGGCGGUGUUCGGCGGGGCGUCCACUCCCGUCAGCACGCUGCAGUUCGAGCAGGCGUGGAGUGCCGACGGCGGGGCCCCGCUGGUUCACCUCUGCUCGUGCCCACGAGAGGGAUGCCAAGCGGUGGCCGGCGCGCACUCCGUGUACCACGUCGACGUGCUGCGCGUGAGGAGCCCCCUGCAGCUCAGCGAGGCGUGGGCCCGCCCUGCUGCCCUGCUGCGCGCUGCGCCGGCUGGGGAUGCUGGCGCGGACCCGCUCGGCGAGGUGAGGUCCAAGGCGUCGCUCGAGGCGAAGGUGGCGCAGCUCAAGCAGGCGCUGAAGCGGCGCCGCGAGGGGCGCGCCGACCUCUUCAGCGCUGCGGCGAAGCGGGCGAGAGGUGCUGCCGAGCCCAGCAUCACUGGCGACGGAGGAGAUGCCGAGUCGCUUUUUCACGAUGCCCCCUCCGGCUCCGUGACGAACCGGGUCCAGCAGGCGGCGCGCCAACGCCCGGGCGCGCUGCUGGAGUCGGGCCUCUCCGAGAUGGCUCGAUUCCUGGGCGAGCGGGAGGGGGCGAGUACAGGAGGCAGCUCAGCACGAGUGGUGGCCUACCUGAACAGCAUCUUCUUCCGGACGAUCGCCCACGCGAUCGACGGCCUGCUCGAGGGGAAGCUGCCAGAGGUGGGCGACCUGCUCAUCCAGCGGCUGAAGGCCCUCGAGCUGAGCGUCCGCGACAAGGACUGGGCCGUGGUCAGCCAGCUGGAGCUCAUGGACGACCAGCCGGGGAUCGUGAGCUUGUCGGAGCGGCAGGCGGCCGCCCAGCACGCGCCGAUGCAGGCGCGGCUCGCGGAGGUGCGGAGCAAGGGGCGCCUGGCCGCGAGCCCUGACGGGGGGCGCUCCGUUCUGGAGGCGGAGUCACCGUGGCCGCCGCAGGGCAAAGGCGGGGGAGCUCCCGACGGCAGAGCGCGGUUCGCCCCCGAGGCCGAGGCGGCGGCGGUGGACCGACGCUCGGCAGCGGACGGGGUGAGCGGCAACCCUGUCAGGAAGGUCCUGCUGCGACCAGACGGCGACCAGCGCCCUGGCAAUCCCGAUGUGCCUCCGUGGAUCGAGAGGCUCCGCGCCCCUCGGCCGAAGGAGCGCGGCGGUGGAUCGAAGGGCUCGAAGGGCAAGGGCGCCGAGGGCAAGCGCAGCAAGGGGGCCAAGGGCAAGGGCAAGGCCCUCGGCGCGACUGCUGGAGGAGACCAGGCCGCCCUGGCUUGCAGGCAUCGCCCGCAGAAGAGCCCCGCGGCCGCCGAUCCCGCCGUCGGUGCCGAGGUGCUGCCGUCCGCUCUCGGGCGGCCUGCUGGAGGAGGAUCCGCCUUCGGCUCGCGCCCGCCAUGCCUGCAGGUCGCCGCGAAGGAGAUCGAGGAGGCCACGCCGCAUGACGUUCCGCAGGUGCUGCUGAAGCUGGCACGGCCGCUGCCCACGAGACUUGGCGAGGCUGCCAGGCGUCUGACACAAGAUGGGGGCAGGCCAACUUCCAGGGCAGAGGGGAGACAACGUGACCUCGCCCCCCUGCCCUUCGUUGCACUUCCAGACGCAGAGCUUCGCGGGUUGGGGGCGACCACGUCCCAGCAGGCGAAGGUAGCGAAGCAGUGGACGCAUGUGCUCAUCAUCGGCCUCAACCACCCGCGCGCCAACUGCUCGGCCGACCCCGAGAGGUGUGCGCAGCACGGGCCUCCCAGCCCAGCGCAGCUCAGGAGCCUGCGCAUGCUGGCUCGGGCAGCUCUGCUGUUCGUCACGCGGAGCCCCGAGCCCGUCGGGCCCACCGACUGGGCCAGAGAGUUGGCUAAGAAGCGGGUGGCCUACGACGGGGAGGAGGUCGGCACGGCGGAGACGCCCACGGUCGAGCAGGUGCUGCCAGCAUUGCCGCCUGUCGGGAUCGCGGCCUCCGUGGAGGCGGUCCCGCUCUGCGAUCCAGUGGUCCGCCGAGCGCUCCUCGAUGCCGACUCGAUGGUCCUCCCUGAGGGCGUCAGGCCGGUGGUGCCGCCGCAGGCGAAGAUCUGGGCCCCCAACGACGUCUGGGAAGAGCUGGUGGAGGUCCUGUGGGCUCGCGGGCUCGUGGGGCCCAUCGAUCUCAAAGACGCGCUGCACGUGGGUGGCAAGCCGGUCCUGUGCGGGGCCUCUGGCGCGCGGAAGGGGACCGAGCGGACCGUCAAGCUGCGCGACGGCUCCCGCGGCCACGUCCUGCGCCUCAUCAUGAACCUCGUGCCGUCCAACGUGAUGCAGCGCGUGGUCGGCGGGGACAUGGACCAGCUGCCCCUCUCGAGCCAGUGGUCGACCAUCACGCUGCUGUCUCACGAGAUCAUGCUGUUGACCUCCUCGGACAGGCAGUGCUUCUUCUACGUGUUCAGGCUGCCGCCGUGCUGGAGGAAGCCCAUGGCCUUCAGGACUCCCGUGCCUGGCCGCCUGGUGGGCAAGCCGGACAAGGUUUCGGUGCGCGUGGCCAGCACCACAGUGGCGAUGGGCUGGAUCUCAGCCACGGGAGUUUCGCAGCAUAUGCAUCGCAACGUGCUCAAGGAGCUGAUCGACCGCGUGGACGCCGAGGCUCUCCGCGGGAGUGUCAGCCCUCUGCUCGAGCUUGCGAGGGCGGCCUACGAGGCCCACGGCGCUCCCGGCGUGGCCGCCAAGGACGUGCUCCGCCAGUCUGAGACGCAGGCCCUGGGGGACAGGAUCGACGGCGACCUGGGCCGCAAGGAGCCGCCCAAGGGCUACACGAGCCAGCUCAUCUCGCUCACCCUGUGGGUCCUGGCCCAGCGCGGCACCUGCAGGAAGCACUGGCAGAUCGUGCUGGGGCGCUGGGUGCGCGCGUUCGCCCACCGCCGUGGCGGGAUGGCCGCCUUCGAGCACGUGUGGAGAUGGAUAUCGGGCUCCUCCCGCGGGCGGGUCCUCCCGCUGCCAGUGGUCGACGAGCUCCUGCUCGCGAUGUCGCUCGCACCGCUCUACUUCACCGACUUCCGGCUGAGCAUCUCGCCUGAGGUCACUUGCUCCGACGCCAGCCCGUUCGGAGCUGGUGGGCGCUGCGCUUCGGCUGCCCUGGGGCUCGACUGCUACUGGUACAUUUCGUCCGAGAUCGACCAGGUGGCGACACGCGUGGCAAGGAACGCGUUCCCAGAUCUCAAGGAGCUCUGGGACGUCAGGCUCGUCACCAGGGAGGUCUUCGUCACCAUCCGCAACGGGUGCCGUUGGGGCCGCAAGCUCCUGCUCAUGGGGGGCUUCCCGUGCCAAAGUUUGUCGCGCCUCAACGUGGACAGGAAGGGCCCCUCGGAUCCUCGCAGUGGGUCGGUCGGCGAGAUCGUGCGCAUCCUGGACAUCGUCGAGGUGGAGUUCAGCGAGUGGGAGGUGGAGUUCCUCUUCGAGAACGUGGACUCCGCCGACCAGGCCGACAUCGGCACGGUCACGAAGCUGCUGGGCCGCAAGCCGUACAGGGUCUGCGCCUCUCAGGUGCUCAUGGGCUCCCCGCGCGGCCACGCUCGGGUCGCAGUUCCAUCAGGCGUGCUGAAGGAUGACUUGCAGCACGCUGAGUCGGUCCGCUGCAGCCUCCUCUGGAAUGCCUUUCACGUGGAGGUCGUGGCGUGGCUGCUGGGGCACCUCGCCGUCAAGUGGCAGUUCUUGGCGAGCGUUCCCUCGGUCGACCUCCUCAGGGAGUCGGCCCGCCCGGUGGCCGUUAGCGCAUUUUGCAGCUCGCGCGGCUUUGCGCCGGAGCAGGCCCUUGUGCUGGACGUGAUGAGGUCGACGUCCACGAAGGGCUCCGACGUGAGGAUCUCGACUGGAGAGCUCGUCUCAUCCUCGGGGUGGCCCCGACUCCCGAUCCCCGCCAACUUGCGGCGCUGGUCCGUGGCCCUGCAGUUCAGCUGGCAGCAGACGGCGCACAUCAACGAGCUGGACAUGGGCCUACCUGUCGGCUCUCCGCUGGAUCGAGAUGCUGCGGAGAGCACCGCCGGCAUCGCCCACGUGCUGUGGCAGCUCGGGCGGCAAGAUGCAGCGGUGCUCAUCCUGGUCGCCUUCCAUUGCUUGCUGCGGACGGGCGAGCUCAUGUCCAUCCGCGCCGAGCACGUGCUGAUCAGUGCGAGCCACACAGGCCUCGCCGCUCUGCCGUGGACCAAGAGCAGGGCCAGGAGAGGCGCGCAGGAGCUGGUCACCGUCGACGACCCAGUCGUGGGCCGCGCGCUGGCGUGGCUCCGCCAGCGGCAGGGCGUGGGGCCACUGCCGUUGGGCGCAGGCGCGCAGUUCCGCCUGCUGUUCGAGCGGGCGUGCGUCCAGGCUGGGCUCGAGGAGGUUGGCCUCAAGCCCUACAGCCUGCGCCGUGGCGGUGCGACGCACGACAUGUGCACCCGCGGCGACCUCGGGCGCACCGUUCACCGCGGCCGCUGGUCCGACCGGCGCACGGCGCAGAUCUACAUCAACGACGGGCUGGCGGCGCUGGCGCAACAGCGAGUGCCAGACGCCGCCGCCGGAGACUUUGCAGCGCGAGCUGCCGCUCUCGCGCGGCUGCUCGCGUCCCUGUGA